AUGUUGAACAAGAUCAAGCUUCAAGAGGUAGUGCCUGAGAUUGAAUUCAGACACAUUCGCUCCGGUGACAAUCUAGCGGACCGUCUUACUCGGCCCUGUGGGAAUUGUGAGCCAGUCCAGUGUUCAUGGGAAGCUGUGUGCAGUGCCUUAGCAGAUGAUUGCCUCGUGGACUUUAACCUCAACGAUGGUUCUUUGGGUACCGACGACAAGCAAGAGGAUUUGUCCGAUGAGGAUGACAUUGAAGAAGCCCUUGUGAUCAAUGAGAUGUCUUGCUGCGUUGCUACUCAAGACACAACCGCUUCCUGGAUAGAACAGUUCUUGCCACGUGUUAAGGUGUCUCAAUCCGCUGAUCCUAAUUGUGUAUCUAUUAUGUCCAAGCUACGAUCUGAUCCGUCCUGUUCUCAGUCUAAGUUCUUCCAUCUUGAUGAUGAAAGUGGUACCUUGAUGAGCAGACGAUGGAAUUCAGAUGAAGACGAUACUUGGGUAGUAUACAUUCCGGAUGACGACAAGCUGAAGGACGAGGUGAUUGACAGGUUUCAUCGAGAUUUUGGUCACCCCGGUAUCACCAAGACGGUCGGCUUGUUACGUGGGGUCUGUGACUUUAAGGGACUUCAUAGGAGAGUGAAACAUUGGAUUUCUUCCUGUAGCGUCUGUUGCCAAGCCAAGUAUGGCCGUACCCUCACUAAAGCUAUAUCAACAUCUAAAUCAUGGGUGCCUCUCUUAUGGGGUGUCGUUGGUGCUGAUCUAGCAGGACCCAUCAAAGAUGCUGACGGUGUCAAACAUUGGGUCCUUCUAUUGGUAUGCUACAUUAGCAAGUUUGUAGCUGCUACGGUUAUCGACUCUCCAGGCACUGAGGAUGUGGCCUGUGCGACUAUAGAAUUACUGAAUGCCAAUGGGUGGCCUCGUGUAAUAGCAACUGAUCAAGGAAGCUGCUUUAUGUCUAUAAGGUUUAAGCAGCUCCUUGCCGAGCACAAUGUUGUCCAUGUAUACACGUUUGGGUUCGAUGCGGCACGACGAGGUUGGCUUGAGCGUCCACAUGCUGAGUUUUCAUCAGUUAUAAGGUGUAUGACUAAUGAUCGUGGUCGAUCUAUUGAGGAUGUCAGGGACCUGAAGUGUUUGGUGAGCAAGGCUACCUAUGUCGUGAACAACAUCCCCUAUGAAGCUGACAAUGACUUAUGUCCAUGGCUAUGCAUGAGACCAACUGGUGGUCUGACGGCCACACUGUUGACACGUGACCAAUCUGCUAUCGCUGAAAUUAAGAAGUGGCUAGGAUCGGGACUGCUGUAUGAUGAUUUAAUUGAACCACUUGGUUCCUUGAAGGAGGCUUACCUCAACGACAAUAUCCGUACUUUAUCAAAGCUGAAGUCAUUGUGGAUCCGCCGGAAGGGCGAAACUAGAAGACGACUGGCCAAGAUCCGACGUACUGACCAAGACUCUAUAACAAUUGGCGAUACUGUCUGGCGUCGUAACCCAACUGCUGAAAAAUAUGGUACCUUAUUUUCUGGUCCCUAUGAGGUUGUUGACCGUGAUGGAGCAACUAUAAGUUUGAAGAAGGCAGAUGACGAUGUGACCGUGCAAUGCCCUGUAAACCAGCUGAAGAAAGGACGAAGACCUAUUAAGACUGGUAAGGGUCCUACUUCUCCCACCUUCCUGGAAAAGGGUGUGCAAGCUGAGGUUGAGCCCGAAGUGCAUGAGGACGAACCUCCAGUGAGCCGAGAAGAGUUGAAGAUAUGGCAAGAGGCUGUUAUGAAUGACGGUGCUGGAGUCAUGACACGAAGCCGCAAGAGAGCAAUCGACAGAGUCUCAGAUAUGUUGAAGUCUAACAAAGUUGCUCGUAAAAAGUGA
Perkinsus marinus ATCC 50983 is the source of this 1845-nucleotide messenger RNA. Its product is annotated as gag/pol/env polyprotein, putative. The transcript has a single exon. The record is from RefSeq and is a predicted model, not a curated record. Lineage: Eukaryota; Perkinsozoa; Perkinsida; Perkinsidae. Gene Ontology annotation, molecular function: nucleic acid binding. Gene Ontology annotation, biological process: DNA integration. Bases 1 to 1845 code for a protein of 614 amino acids.